Molecule: messenger RNA, 1327 nt
Organism: Xylaria bambusicola
Lineage: Eukaryota; Fungi; Ascomycota; Sordariomycetes; Xylariales; Xylariaceae
Product: HIT-like domain-containing protein
Exons: 2
Coding region: 257-1258 (333 amino acids)
Biological process (GO): deadenylation-dependent decapping of nuclear-transcribed mRNA
Cellular component (GO): nucleus; P-body
Molecular function (GO): RNA 7-methylguanosine cap binding; hydrolase activity
Source: RefSeq, a predicted model, not a curated record
GUCCCUGCAGUAAGCUGAUGCUGAUCUGGAGUCACACCGACAGAGGGAGGAAGGGAGGGAGGGGUCGCAGCUGAUAGCGCCGAUAAGCUGAGCAGAGCACGCCCAGCUCCGAUACGGCAUCAACAACAAACGGUGAAUACCUAAGUAGAUAAACCAACGAAAAAGAGGAUUACAUAGACUUUCCGGCCAAUAGAUUCUAUUUUCUUUUCUUUCUAUAACUGAUUCGAGGAGAAGCUUCGCCCUAAAGUAUCCCAGAAUGGCUGCUACCGACGACAGCAAAAGACGAGCUGAGGCGCUCAUUCCCAAGUUCCAAUUCGAACGCAUCUUGAAUCAAGACGGAGGCGGUCGACGCAUAAACCUCUACGGCCAGGUAGACUCGCAGCCCGCGAUCCUGAUUCUCGACCGAGCUCCAUUCCCCGACGCACCCGAGUACCUAUCCGCGCUACCCGCCAACCUACGCAGCCUGACAAAUCUAGGGAACAACGACAUAUACUCGUGGUUUCUCGGUUCCGGGGGCCCCAUACUACUCCAGAGCGAGGACAACGACAAGGAUAGGUUCGCCGACUUCAAGAUCGACCUUAUCUGCCCUUGUACCGACAAACACGUCAAGAAGCACAGUCGUCAAGGCGUACGCUACGUGACCGAAACGCCCGAGAUAUACCGUGACAAGGUGCGACCGUUUAUGCAGGCGAAUCGCGAAGAAGGCCGUUUGAAUUGGAUUUACAACAUUAUCGAAGGGCGGAAAGAAGUCGAGGACGUGAUAUACAGGACACCGCUCGGACGGGAUGGCGACGAGGGUUUCCUCUUGUUGCCCAACUUGCACUGGGACCGGAAGACCAUUGACGCAUUACAUUUGCUGGGGAUAGUUGAGCGGCGGGAUCUCUGGAGUUUACGCGAUCUGAAGAAGAAGCAUCUCCCCUGGCUCCGACACAUGAGAGCCAAGCUGAUUGACGCGACGAUCAAGACAUACCCGCAGAUUGAGGAGGAUCAGCUCAAGUUGUUCUGCCACUACCAGCCGACAUACUACCAUUUCCACAUUCACGUCGUUCACGUCACGUUGGAAGCGACAGGGACACAAUCGGUGGGCAAAGCAAUCGGCAUGGACACCAUCAUCGAGCAGCUCGAGAGCAUGGCGGGGGACGAAGAGACAGGCAUGGAAAGUAUUUCGAUAGGCUAUACGGUGGGCGAGGCGGGGGAUCUGUGGGCGGAUAUCUUCGAGCCUCUCAAGAAGAGCGGUAAAGCUUCUCUACCGCGAUGACGAGGUCGUUGACGGAUGAUCCGCCCGGACAGUCUGUCCAUUCUCCACCAUCGCGUACGCAGAACGUCU